GGCGGACUUGUGUAGCGCCGACCGCGGCGUGGUCUCGGGGCCUGUGCGGGUGGAUGGAGGUCAUCGAAGGUGUCCGCGACGUGGGCCUCUCAGCUGGGAGAGAAAGGACUGUUGAUCUCGGGCAACCAGGGCGCGAAGGUGUGGAUGGGGAAGAACUUUAAGAGAUCACUUGCUAGGAGGUUCUAUCUACCUGUUCCUGUGGAUCAUCAUGGCCGCUCGCCUGGUGAAGCGAUGCACGUGUCUCUUGAGAGAAGCUACCCGCCUAAUCCCUGCCACAGCUCCAGUCGGCUCACUGAGACUUUCUGGGGUGACCCAUAGGACUUUGACAUUUUCAUCUCCCUCACCCAGUUCCCACUCCCCAGGUUCCUUGACAGAGCUAGUAGAAAAGGAGCAAGUGUUUACUCCUUACCCAGAGCACCGAGAGGUAGACCACCUCAUUGAGAAAGCCACCAAGCCAGUCCAGCUACUGCAGCUACUGAAUGGUGACCACAGCUUGCAUCCCAAUCAUAGGGCCCUCAUAGUCAUCCAGCUCUCUCGCUUGCUGUCUGGAAAGCCAGAAGAAAAGGCCUUGCUUGUACAGGAUGCCCACUUCCAGCAACUUCUCCAACUGCUCAACAGUCAGAUAGCCUCAGUGUGGCACGGUACCCUGGUGAAGCUGCUGCAUAGCCUGUACACACUGCCGCUACCCAAGACUUGCAAGGAGCUGCUGUCAGUGGAGCAGGAGGUUCGCUGGCGCCUGCGGAGGCUCAAAUACAAGCACUUGGCCUUCUUGGCUGAGUCUUGUGCCACUGUGAAGGAGCAGCACUCCCAGGAGUUGCUGGCUGAGCUGCUGUUGCACAUGGAGAGGCGCUGGACAGAGAUUGAAGAUGGCCGCACAGUGGUAGCCAUUAUGAUGAAGGCAGGGCACCUCUCAGAGUCACUGAUGAACCGCCUGGAGGACAAGUGCCUGGAGCUGGUGGAACAGUUUGGCCCUGACGAGAUGCGGAAGGUGUUGCUGACGCUGGCAGCGCAGAGUCGGCGGUCUGUGCCACUGUUGCGGGCCAUCUCCUAUCACCUGGUACAGAAGCCCUUUCAGCUGACCAAAGGCAUGCUCCUGGACCUGGCCUACGCCUAUGGUAAACUCAACUUCCAUCAGACCCAAGUGUCCCAGCGCCUGGCUGCUGACCUGCUGUCCCUCUUGCCCAGCCUGACACCCAGUGAGGUGGCCCACUGUGCCAAGUCCUUUGCCUUGCUGAAGUGGCUCAACCUGCCCCUGUUUGAAGCCUUUUCCCAGCACCUCUUGAAGAGAGCGCAGGAUGUCACCCUGUCCCAUGUGUGCAACAUACUUCUGGCCUUUGCGCGUCUGAACUUCCGUCCAGAACAAGAGGAUAGCUUCUUCAACUUGGUGCAUGAGAGGCUGGAGCCAGCCUUGAUGAGCCUGCAGCCCGCUCUGCAGGUGGACCUAGUGUGGGCCCUGUGUGUGCUGCAGCAGGUGCGGGAGGUGGAGCUGCAAGCUGUCCUGCACCCUGGAUUUCACAGGCAAUUUCUAGUGAGCAAGUCUCCGAAGGACCAGAGCACCUUUCAGAAGCUGAUCCACAUCAAUACCACCGCCCAACUCGAGCACCCUGAGUACAAGGGGCCCCUCCUGCCAGCCUCUGUUGUGACCUCCAGUCCCUUCACCCCUGGCAAGAAGGUGACUCCUCUGCAAAAGGAGCUGCAGGAGACACUGAAGGCACUGCUUGGAGAAGCUGACCGGGGCAGCUUUGAGGUGGCCACGCAGUACGGAUGGGUGCUAGAUGCAGAGGUGCUGCUGGACACUGAUGGCCACUUUUUGCCCCUGAGGGAUUUUGUCUCACCUCACCUUGCCCAGCCAGUUGGGAGCCAGCCACUGCCCCCAGGAGCUAAAAGGCUCGCUUUCCUGCGCUGGGAGUUCCCCAACUUCAGCAGCCGGAGCAAGGACUUGUUGGGCCGCUUCAUCCUGGCCCGGCGACACCUUUUGGCCGCAGGCUUCUUGAUAGUAGAUGUCCCAUACUACGAAUGGCUGGAUCUCAAGUCUGAAUGGCAGAAGGGUGCCUAUCUUAAGGACAAGAUGCGCAAAGCGGUUGCUGAGGAGAUAGCCAAGUGAAUUGUCAGUCACCUCAGCCUAGACCCCAUGCCAAAGCGACUAGCCACCCUGGGGCCCAGCAGUUUGAGUGCUGGCAGACAAGGGUUGUCACCUUGGAGGAUAUGCAUCUCAGUUGCAGGGCUUUGGCCAGAAUGAGAGGUGCCAGCAGUUCGAAGAAACUGUAAGAUGAUCCGAAGAAACUGUAAGAUGAUCCGGUCCUGGGUAAUAAAUCAUUUAUUUUGGUGUUUAGCACCAAGCAGCUUCCUGGGCCUUGUCACUCACAACACCCUUUCUCCUCCCUGCCUGUCUGCCUGGGAAGGCAGCCUUCCGCAGGGCUCUGCGCUGGAUACCCUGUCCACCAGCAGAGGA
Molecule: messenger RNA, 2452 nt
Organism: Perognathus longimembris pacificus (Pacific pocket mouse)
Lineage: Eukaryota; Metazoa; Chordata; Mammalia; Rodentia; Heteromyidae
Gene: Fastkd4
Product: transforming growth factor beta regulator 4
Exons: 11
Coding region: 209-2104 (631 amino acids)
Biological process (GO): regulation of mitochondrial mRNA stability; mitochondrial RNA processing
Cellular component (GO): ribonucleoprotein granule; mitochondrial matrix
Molecular function (GO): RNA binding
Source: RefSeq, a predicted model, not a curated record